Molecule: messenger RNA, 1427 nt
Organism: Setaria italica (foxtail millet)
Lineage: Eukaryota; Viridiplantae; Streptophyta; Magnoliopsida; Poales; Poaceae
Exons: 5
Coding region: 360-1052 (230 amino acids)
Source: RefSeq, a predicted model, not a curated record
GUCCUACAAAUGUUCCGGCCCGGCGACAUGGAAGCCGGCGAGGCCGCGCGCGCCGACCGGCCUCCGCUAGCUCCGCCGCUCGGCGUGUCCCGCGCUUGCCUCCGUCAGGAUCACGCGGCCGCCCAGCAGCGCGGGCUGCUCGGGGCUCUAGUUCGCCCGGAGAUGCUCCCGCGGCAGCGCCGUCCGCGCCGGCGUCCGGGAAGCGGUGGUGAGGAAUGGCACCUCGACGCCGAGCGCCACUGCUUGCGAGCUUGCUGGUUGUCAACCGCGGCCGCGCUCUAGGUGCUCGCCGCUUUGCCUGCAAGAAUGGAGGGCGGCGCGCGGUGUGUGCCCUGCGCCGGGAGCCUUGACGAGGAACCAUGAAACGGACAUGCCGUGUGCGACGGGAAGCGUUUCUUAAACAGACCAGCUAUUGUUUCAAAACAUGUCUUUCGAAAAAAUUGUUUCAAAACAUUUGCAUUCAAAUUCGGAUUGAAUUCCUUGGCCUCCCCCGGCCGGCCUGCCUCCCUUCUUUUUCCCCGUUCUGUCUCGGGCACACGAGGGCACGGCGACAACUAGGGUUGCCCCUGCGGCCGGCGGCGAUCCAGCCAUGGCGACGACGUCGACGGCGACGCAGCAUCAUGCCGGCGCGGACGGCGCGCCGCCGCGGCCCGGAGAAGCUGGAUUCGAAUUACAACAGUACGUACCCUCCCUCGUCUGCUCGGGUUCCUGAGAGAAAAGAUCCGCACGAUAUUCGGGCCAAUCCAAAAGUUCAGCUUGCACAGGCCAAGAGGUUUGCAACGGGUGUCUUGGAGCACUACAAUAAAAGGAAAAAGAUCAAAUUUGAGCUCUUGGAUGCCAAGCCUGUGAUCAGUAUACCUGAGCCACGAUGUUGUUACACACACAUUAACUUUACUGCAAGGACCAGCAAAGAAGAUUCGGAGGAACAACUUUUCUUCGCUGAGAUUUACCACUGUGGCCCAAGGCGGGCUCCAAAUGGCUUCAUUGUCACUUGCUUGGGACAAAACAUUUCGCGAGCCGGAUUGUACCUCGGUGGUGAGGAAGAAUGCUGAUUUUACAUAUUGCUUUGCCUGCACCGAGAGAAAGUUGCACCCGAGGGGCGAAAGUUAUGUCGCUGGGCACUGCAACAUCCCACGCAUCUACGACUAUGUGCGUUAGUAGUGUAUAUCUGGGCCACGCUAUAUCUAGCACAGUGAAGGAGCAUAUGGAACUCUGUAGUCUAUGCUAUUGCAUUUUAGCACAUUACUGCUGCAGAGUACUGACACCGUCAUCGAUCCCAGGUUUAACCUCACCUUUCCACUCGAUAAAAGGCCCCAGUUUCUUGGGGGUGCUGGGUUUUCUAAAUCAAUUAUCAGAAUGAAAUAAUUCAUUUCCCUUUAGUUUUCUGAACACCAGCGUACUUACAAUGGCUGUAGGGAAAAAACACA